AUGGAAGAAGUCUAUGACUAUUCUCGGCAUAGAUAUUGUAUUCUAAUCGAUUUUGGCUAUGACAUCAUCACCUCUAAAGCGGAAGCCAUUAAUAAACCUCACCUGAUUGUUGAAAGGUCAGCAAACAGAUUUCGUACCUCAAUUUUAUAUGACACUACCACGAGAAAUAUCAUUGCCAGAGGCAACAUGGCUGAUGAAGAGAAUGAGAAUCUGGAAGAUCUCCAAAAAGGCGUUAUUUAUAUACGCAACACCUUAAGCGAGCUUGCUGACAUUUAUUUAAAAUCAAAGCAACAAUCCUUCGACACUACGGCACCGUACGUGCUCUUGUACGAGGAAGCUAUAGACCUGUUACAAAAAAUACUGGAUCAACAUAGAAAAGAGUUGAAUAGUGUAAAUAUGGAUUUUUUUUAUUCUUUGAAUCUUCCAACCAGUUGGGAUUAUGAAUUAAGAGAAGAAUUGUUCCUGCCUCUAUUCGUAAAAGCUGGUCUUCUCCAUGAAAAUGAUGGUCCAGGCAGGCUAGUGUUUUAUUCAAUGUUAGAUGUCAAUUUUCAAAAUAUGCAGAUGGAAGCAGACCAACAUGAUAGUAGAAACAUAAUGUAUGGUGAUCAGCGCGUUAUGUGUACAUUAGAUUAUCAAGAUACAUACUCCCUGGAUUUAAAAUUGGUAUCAGCUCAAUAUCCUGCUUUCAGAUUAGCAAACAGAGAAUUGGUGCCACAAUUGUUGAAACAAGCUCACAUUGUAAUCCCAUUUGGACUAAAGGAACUACGAUUGUCAUUAAUAGCAUGUGUGGAAAAGCAUUAUGAUACUACGUUAUCAUCAGAAUCUAUCGACGACAUACUUGAAAAACUCAAUCAAGAGUACAAAAGAUUUUAUAGUUUCGGAAGUCGAAGUAGGUUUUUAGGUGAUCAGCCAUUGCCAGACUUGAAAUCUCGCUGGACGAAUAAACCAAUCACUUUAGAGGACAUACUUGAACAUUUUUUUGGUCAUGCAGAAAAAUUCUUUAGGAGUGAAGUAGAUAAAUUUCUUGUAGGCAGGAGCAAUACAGUACCCAGACCAUUGGACAUUUUUUGGACAAGUCGAAUCCCGGAAACAUUUUUAGCUAACGGGCUCAUGUCAUCAGUUGAUUGUUGGUCGGAAAAGUAUUUCUGGGAACUAACAGAAUCUUACACAUCCGCGGAAAUCUGUUAUGAUUUACCCGUAUCAAAACACGUUCACAAUAAUUACCGAGAAUAUGCAACUCAACGGCUUUUAAACUACCGAAUGGAAGAAUUUAACUUGCGUAGAAACCCAGUUAUACUACCCAACGAAACAGCAAUGGAAGAACCCAAAAGUUGCUUGAAACCUAUUAUCUUCAUCAAUAUCGGAUCGAAUUGGCGAGCCAACAACAUUUGGUAUAGCGUCUCUAUGGACAAAAAGUUUUUGGAUACUGUGUUUGGCUCAAUAAAAAAAUUGGAAAAAUUAUUCUUUGCAAGUGGAAUACUCAGGAAGGACGACGAACUUCGAAAAGCAAAAUUCUGUACCCGUGGUGAAGAAAUACUACCCGCUAUCCAACACAAGUAUCAACAUUUGGACUUUAGGUUGAAAUCAUACUUUGUUGUUGUACAGAUAUUUUCAAAGCAUAUUCAACUCAGUUUGCAUCAAGUGGUCAAACUGGCAUCACCUGGAGAAGAUCCCGCAUCCAUCAUUGUUCAAGAUAAAAUUAUACAUAUCGAUGAUGUUUAUGACACACUUUGUAAGAGUAUUAUGAAGAGCAUACAAGUCAAUUGUCAAGUUGACUAUUGUACCACGCACAAGAUUCAGGAAGAUACACAAUAUCAUUUCCAGUCAUUUGAGAUAUAUAGCAAUAUCUAUCGAAAUUUAAAACCAUACGUUGUUGAACUUUUCGAAAAAAACAAAUCAAAUUUGAACAUGGAUUCCAAAAUACAGCUGGAUUUCAACACGAAAUGUGGUUGCAGUAUUAGUAUAUUUCUUCGUGACAUUAUUGAAACAGGCCUUAUGUCAGUGAUAGAAAGUAUGGCAACAGAUAUAGUGGCUUCUUUGACCAACAAAAAGUUAUUCGGAAACUAUGUACCGAAUUAUAUUUUUGUGUUUGGAGACCCGUUCAAUCUGGGGCAGGGUUCAAAGAUCCACAUCGUAUUCACCAUGCUUAUGCAAAAAACGAUUGAUGACGGUGUAUAUAUUAAAGAAAAAGAUACAAAGACAUUUGUACUAAGAGAAUCUAUUUUCAAACAACUUCAGACGUUUGUAUCUGAAAAAAAGCCUUACAUGUUUGAUAGGUUUGUCACCGGAACUUUGUGCCAAGUAUCAAGCAAUACAUACGGGUUACGGAUUAAAAAAGAAUUAUCAUACGAAUGCAUGUCUUUCACACGACUAAACAGUGAUGGUGAUAUCAAAAAUACUGUUGCAGAUGAUGGUGAUAUCAAAAAUACUGUUGCAGAUGAUGGUAGUUAUUUCGUGUUUAUUCAGAAAGGGAAGCCGGUUCCAACAAAAAGGCUUAUACUUCAAAACAAUGAACCUAAAAAUAUAAAAUUAGAAAUUCUUCAAUUAGAAAGUUCAACCAGUACUGUUCCGGACAAGUAUACUCUAUUGCACGGCGACACUCCUGGUGCUAAUUAUGUAAUAUACUUGGAACUUUUGACGGAUAAUUCUAUUAAUACAAUUGUUGUAGAAUAUAGGCAGAUUAGCAAUUAUUUAUCUAUCAUAAUAUCAAGAGGAUAUAUGGUUUAUAUUGAUAAUUAUAUUGAUAGACCUCAUUACUCAACCAAAGAUAUCCUGGAGCCAUUGACACUCGCGUAUAUUUAA
Molecule: messenger RNA, 2802 nt
Organism: Mucor mucedo
Lineage: Eukaryota; Fungi; Mucoromycota; Mucoromycetes; Mucorales; Mucoraceae
Exons: 7
Coding region: 1-2802 (933 amino acids)
Source: RefSeq, a predicted model, not a curated record